Oncorhynchus tshawytscha (Chinook salmon) is the source of this 1295-nucleotide messenger RNA. Its product is annotated as paired box protein Pax-3-A-like. Gene Ontology annotation, biological process: anatomical structure development; regulation of transcription by RNA polymerase II. NCBI's taxonomy places the organism in Eukaryota, Metazoa, Chordata, Actinopteri, Salmoniformes, Salmonidae. The record is from RefSeq and is a predicted model, not a curated record. The coding region runs from base 411 to 1295 and encodes 294 amino acids. Gene Ontology annotation, molecular function: DNA-binding transcription factor activity, RNA polymerase II-specific; RNA polymerase II cis-regulatory region sequence-specific DNA binding. The transcript is spliced from 6 exons.
GAGGCCUGGAAAGACUGGGGUAGAAAGGAGAGAAACAUCUUCUAAAAUGUUUCACUUCCACGCAUCUUUUCAAUUCACAUCAAGUGUCAACAAGAACUCCAUUUAAGCGUCUUCCAAUUUCAACAGAGGCAAACAUCGCUUUGUCAAACGUCCACUAUUUUCACUCUCCAUAUUGGAUAUCGACAAAUGUACCAUUCUCAAAGGAUUUAUCUUGUGUUUUCAUUUGCAUGUUGUUGUUAUUUUGACGAAGCAACUUGCUAUUCCCUAGGACGUGGAGGCUGUCCUGUUGCUCCAUCAAAGCCAAAGUGUAGUCUAUAACUUUUUGGGGGAUCCCAGAAUUGUUCUGAAGUUCCCGUUUUGGUGUUGAUUUUGGUCCAGCGCAAAGCUUUGUUUGCGGAGGUUUAGGAGACAUGACAGCUCUAGCCGGGGGCAUACCGAGAAUGAUGCGCCCGACACACCACCAGAACUACCCGCGGGGAGGCUACUCUCUGGAAGUCUCUACCCCGUUAGGCCAGGGCCGGGUGAAUCAACUCGGUGGAGUGUUUAUUAACGGCAGACCCUUGCCCAACCACAUUCGCCACAAGAUUGUGGAGAUGGCCCACCACGGCAUUCGACCCUGUGUCAUCUCCCGCCAGCUCCGAGUCUCUCACGGCUGCGUGUCCAAAAUCCUUUGCCGGUAUCAGGAGACCGGCUCCAUCAGGCCCGGGGCCAUCGGAGGCAGCAAACCGAAGCAAACAUCCACCCCAGACGUGGAUAAGAAGAUCGAGGAAUACAGGAGAGACAACCCGGGAAUGUUCAGCUGGGAAAUCAGGGAUACAUUACUCAAAGACGGCAUCUGCGACAGAAACAACGUCCCCUCAGUGAGUUCAAUCAGCCGCACCAUGCGUUGUAAAUUCGGGGGAGGUGCAGGAGAAGACGAGGAGGACGAUGAUGAAAUCGAGAAGAGGGAAUUGGAAGAGAACGAAAGAAGGGCGAAACACAGCAUCGAUGGCAUCCUCGGGGAUAGAUCCCCCAAUGGCCCCUCUCUGGCCCUCUUUGUGCUCCCCCGCCCUCCUCGACUCCCUCAGCUCCCCCGGCCCCCCACUCCCCUGCCGGGCAGUGACUGUAUCCCAGACCCCACCUCUCACAGUGACUGUAUCCCAGACCCCACCUCUCACAGUGACUGUAUCCCAGACCCCACCUCUGACAGUGACUGUAUCCAGUACCCCACCUCUCACAGUGACUGUAUCCCAGACCCCACCUCUCACAGUGACUGUAUCCCAGACCCCACCUCUCACAGUGACUGUAUCCCCUAA